Molecule: messenger RNA, 696 nt
Organism: Tetrahymena thermophila SB210
Lineage: Eukaryota; Ciliophora; Oligohymenophorea; Hymenostomatida; Tetrahymenidae
Product: TATA box-binding protein (TBP): present in archaea and protein
Exons: 1
Biological process (GO): DNA-templated transcription initiation
Molecular function (GO): general transcription initiation factor activity; DNA binding
Source: RefSeq, a predicted model, not a curated record
AUGAAUUCAGCUAAUUAGCAAAAUAAAUCUGACGACACUCCAAAAAUCCAAAACGUAGUCGCAACCAUCAAGAUGAUUCGUCAAGAUGGCAACAGCAGCAAGCAAAAAUAGACUUUUGAUCUUUAGGAGAUUGCGCAAAAGUGUCGUAAUACUUAGUACAAUCCAAAAAGAUUUCCUGCUGUAUUCAUGCGUAUUAAAGAUCCCAAAGCAACUGGUUUAAUUUAUUCUUCUGGAAAUAUGACAAUCGUUGGAACAAGAAGUACAAAUGAAAGUCAAACUGCCGCAGAGAGAAUUUUCGGUAUCAUCAAAAAACAGCUCAAUGUGGACUGUAGAUUUGAGAAUAAAGAAGUCCAAGUUAGAAAUAUAGUCGCCUCAUGUAAACUAGGAUACCCUGUGUGUCUAGAUAAAAUACAUGAUGAUAAAGAUCAUAAGCAAUUCUCAACUUAUGAUGAUACAUUCCCCGGUUUAAUUUAUCGCUAUAUGCUUAAUCCUGGUGAGUAAAAGAAAAAAAAUAACAUUAUUGCGUUAGUUUUCGCAUCUGGUAAAAUGGUUUUCACAGGUGCAAAAAGCUAAGAAGAUAUUUAGUAAGCAUACGAUAAAAUCAAACCAGAAUUUGUUGCCUUUAUGAAGAAAGAACCACCAUCCAGCAACGCCCAAAAUGGUGGUUAAUUAGGACAAAAUAUGGUGCAAAAUUGA